Molecule: messenger RNA, 1662 nt
Organism: Trypanosoma theileri
Lineage: Eukaryota; Euglenozoa; Kinetoplastea; Trypanosomatida; Trypanosomatidae
Exons: 1
Coding region: 1-1662 (553 amino acids)
Source: RefSeq, a predicted model, not a curated record
AUGCCUUGCUCGAAAGAGGAACUUGCAGACUCCAUUCGCGAGUUACUUGCGGCGAAAGGUAUCAACAGCGCCCGGGUCAAUAUUGAAAUAUUCCCACAAUCACAAACGACCGAAAAUGGCGUUUCUGUGCAGAGAAGCAGAGUAAGCAUUUCAAUACAAGAGAAAAGCGACGAACCUGGGCAACCGCUUCUGGACUAUCAACCACGAGAUCCACUGAUGAAACCAUGGACAUUCCAGGAGCAAUCUGAGUACUCAACGCAGUCAAGAACGGUAACAACAGCAAGUGUACCGUGGUUGGAGAAAAAGAAUAAUAUUGAACAACAACAAGAAAAUGAAGCCCUUGACGAAACAGCGCGACCAUCUGAUGGAUCUAAACGACCUUCUGCUACUGUUCCCUUUACGACACCCAUGGGGAGGAAUAGUACAGAUACAUCCGCUAAACCAUCCCAAUCCCAACUAUCCCAACCAUCACAAAGAUCACAACCUGUAUAUCCUCAUCCACCAGAUGUACGUCGUGAUUCAAGAAAUUCCCAAUUUUCUGGUUCGCAAGGGGGACCAUCCUCUCGCACAUCUAGUGUGGUGGUUUUGGAGGAUAAUACGAGGAAGGUACCAGAAUACUCUCCGGUAUUUGCAGCAGCGACCCCUGCGUCUUGUUUGUCUACUCACAAUCCGGAACCCACAGCUCCAAAUGAACGUUCCACAAGCAGCAGUUCUCGCAAGAGUAGCAGUGUGCAGCUAGUGGAGUCUCAACCAUUGCGGGAACCAAAGCAUCAACCGUACCUCGGUGAUAGUGAAGGGGCACGUCAACCCAGCAUUCUCUUAUCCUCCACUUCUCUUAAAACGUCUCAGAAUGAAAGAAGCUCUCGAGGCAGCCACGGCGAUGGUGAGGCGUUAAAGUUACCACCAGUGAAUGAGCGCAAGCGUAGUGGAACGUCACCAUUGACCACUAAUAAAGUCUCUAACAAGCCUCCCAGCCACAGUGGUAACAACGUUAUCAUCAACAAGCCGAACAGAGCAGCCACACCACCAAAGAUGGAGACUCCACAGAAAAACAGUAAACAACGGCUGCAAGAGAUGUUAGAGGAGCAGCGGAGGAUGGAACAGAUGAGUGUGCAGAGCCGCGCCCGACACGAGGAGUUAUUGCAAGAAGCCGAGAAGUAUCUGCAGGAACUACAAGAGGCAACAGGAUCCACAUCACCAGCGGCAGCACCGGGAAGUCCUGCGGCUCGUGUUGAAUUCCGCACGGCCCGCUCCGUUAGCCCUCGCGGCACUCCCAACUCCGACACCUUCCCUCACGCCGCCCCGCGCUCGCCCUCUGCACACUCAUUGAAUGGAGGGAUAAAGGUAGUGAAGUUCACACUGCCGCAGGAUGGAAAGGCAAAGGACGAGGCCGUCACGCAGUUAAGCAGCAGCCCGGGUGGGGCACGGCAUCUCUCCAGCAAAGAUAAAUUCUCAACACUGCUGCGGGAGCAGGAGAAAAUGCUACGCGCGAAUAAUGCGAGUGAACAGGAGUAUCAGAAGCUGCUGGAGCAGGCCAUCGAGUAUCACAAACAACAAAAAUACAUAAAGGAAUUGGAGAAACAGCAUGGGGAAAAUAUGGAGGAACUUGAGAGAGACGCAUAUCAAGAAUCCGCCGUAGAAAUAAGAGAGAGGGGGUAUUGA